Periconia digitata is the source of this 4570-nucleotide messenger RNA. The record is from the annotation of a GenBank genome assembly. Lineage: Eukaryota; Fungi; Ascomycota; Dothideomycetes; Pleosporales; Periconiaceae.
UGCUCUCCCCCCAUUGAUUCGAUUAAUUGGAGAAUAGACAAACCAGCUAGUGCGAGUAUAUAUAUAAUAAUGAUCACGUAACUGACUGGAUUCCGUUUCGUGGAUCGUCAAUUUGUCAUCAUCAUCAUUAUUGUUGGUCGUUCUACACACUACGAGUUGCGAAGGCUGGGAUUGUGUGGUUCUUUUCCGACGGUUAUCAUUGACGAAGAGUUCUUUUGCGACUACUGGGAAGAAGAAGAGUGUUUGGACGAACGGAUAAUUGAACGCGACGACGACUUGGAAAGAGAUCUGAUUACCAGCGGUUGUGCGUGUUUGGUGUUGAGUACUUGGAAGCUUUUCUGUAGUUGCUGCAGAAGGAUAACUACUUGAACCUACGACCUACUACACAACUCACACCCACACACACUCGAACGCGCACAUAUCCAACGUAUCCAACACCAUGGGUUCAACAGAUAUAAGUUCGCGGGGCAUCCGCAUCGCAAUAGACAGAGGCGGCACAUUCACCGACUGCGUAGGCAACCCCGGCACAGGCAGAAUGUCCGACGACGUCGUGAUAAAACUCCUCUCGGUCGAUCCCUCAAACUACUCGGACGCCCCCCUCGAAGGCAUCCGCCGCCUACUCUCGAAAUUCACAAAUACCGAUAUCCCCCGUGGCGCACCCCUCGAUACCUCGAAAAUCGAGUCUAUACGUAUGGGAACUACCGUCGCUACCAAUGCGCUUCUGGAACGCAAGGGCGAGGAUAUUGCUAUGGUGGUUACCAAGGGGUUUAAAGACUGCCUGGCGAUUGGGAAUCAGAGCCGGCCUAACAUUUUCGCGCUGGAUAUUCAGAAGCCAGAAGUUCUGUAUAAGAAGGUUGUCGAGGUUGAAGAAAGAGUUACAUUGGAGGACUACGCCGAGGAUCCGACGCGUAAAGUCACGGAUGCGAAGGCGAUUGAGGAAGUCGGCGACAGCGAAGAACUGGUGAAGGGGUUGUCUGGAGAAACGGUGCGGAUACUACGGCGACCGCGCGAAGAAGAGAUCAGGCGGCAGCUGCAAGAGGUGUAUGAUGAGGGGCUGAGGAGUAUCGCUGUUUGCUUGAUGCAUGGGUAUACGUAUCCGAAGCAUGAAGCUUUGGUUGGGAAGAUCGCCAAGGAGAUUGGGUUUGAGCAUGUCAGCUUGAGCCAUGAGCUCAUGCCUAUGAUUAAGUUGGUUCCAAGGGCUACUUCUGCUUGCGCCGACGCGUAUUUGACGCCUGCGAUACGGAAGUAUAUUGAUGGGUUUUCCAAGGGCUUUGAGGGAGGUCUGGGUUCCAAGAGCGUGAAGAGGGAGGCGGGUUCUAAAGGUGCACGGUGCGAGUUCAUGCAAUCUGAUGGUGGAUUGGUUGAUGUGGAUUUGUUCUCAGGUCUCAAGGCUAUACUGUCGGGGCCAGCGGGUGGAGUUGUUGGAUAUGCUCUGACUUCGUAUGAUCCGCAAACCAAGAUCCCUGUCAUUGGCUUCGACAUGGGCGGCACGAGUACAGAUGUGAGUAGGUAUGGUGCAGGGAGGUACGAUCACGUCUUCGAAACUACGACUGCUGGCGUGACUAUCCAGUCGCCUCAGCUCGACAUCAACACAGUCGCUGCAGGAGGCGGUUCCCGUCUCUUCUGGAAGAAUGGCUUGUUCGUUGUCGGACCAGAAUCAGCGAGUGCACACCCUGGUCCUGCCUGCUACCGUAAAGGCGGGCCAUUGACCAUCACCGAUGCGAAUUUAUUCCUGGGACGACUACUCCCCGACUUUUUCCCAAAAAUCUUCGGCAAAAACGAAGAUGAGGGACUGGACGCAGAUGCCAGCGAAAAGCUGUUCAAGGAGCUCGCAGAGCAGAUUAAUAAAGAGGUCGCAGGCGACAACAAAGAAAAGGAAAUGACACUGGACGAGAUCGCGCACGGUUUCAUCAAGAUUGCGAAUGAGACUAUGACGCGACCGAUUCGAAGCUUGACCGAGGCUCGUGGGCACGACACCUCGAAACAUAGACUGGCUACCUUUGGUGGCGCUGGCGGGCAGCAUGCUGUGGCGAUUGCGGAAGCCCUGGGCAUUUCGCAGAUUCUCGUGCACCGAUACUCAUCAGUGCUAUCCGCUUACGGGAUGGCUCUUGCAGACGUUGUCGAUGAGAGGCAGGAGCCGGAAUCAAAAGUAUGGUCAGACGAAAAAGAAACUCGGGAAUAUCUGCAGCAGAAGAUGAGCGAGCUGAGAAAGAAGUCAACAGCGACGCUCGCUGAUCAAGGGUUCGGCGAAGACCAAAUUCACUUUGAAGAAUAUUUGAAUCUGAGAUAUCGCGGGACCGAGUCUGCUCUCAUGAUCGUCAAGCCGACCAAGGAAGAAGCAGAUCAAGAGUAUGGGGGAGAUGAGUGGGCUUUCGGGAAGGCUUUCGUGAAGCAGCAUGAACAAGAGUUUGGCUUUACUCUCCCCGACCGUGAUAUCAUUGUCGAUGACGUCCGAGCCCGCGGUAUUGGGAAGACUUUUGAAGGGCUGGAGAAGACGGUCGAUCAGCAACUCAAGGAGAUACAGCCCAAAGAUCUAAGCAAAGGCGACAAAGUCUAUGGAACACGUAAUGUGUUCUUCGAGGGCGGGCGGCAAGAGACGGCGAUAUACAAACUAGAAGAUCUCUCUACAGGGGAUCGGAUCAGGGGUCCCGCCAUCAUUGCGGAUGGUACGCAAACCAUUGUUGUCACCCCCGGAGCUUCCGCGCUGCUCAUCGAGACCCACGUUGUGAUCAAUAUUGGCGAGAGUGAUGGCCAAGAUAAGCAGAUUGGCACAAAGGAAGUAGAUCCUAUCCUGCUAUCGAUCUUUGCGCAUCGCUUCAUGGCCAUAGCAGAGCAGAUGGGACGGGCUUUGCAAAAGACAAGUGUAUCUACGAAUGUCAAGGAGCGCCUAGAUUACUCUUGCGCCUUGUUCGACGCCGAGGGUGGUCUUGUUGCAAACGCACCCCAUCUCCCGGUUCAUCUUGGAAGCAUGUCUACUUGCGUGCGCAAACAAGCUUCCAUCUGGAAAGGCAAGCUCAAGAAGGGCGAUGUUCUCGUUUCCAAUCACCCGAUGUUUGGUGGCACUCAUCUUCCAGACAUCACUACCAUCACACCGGCUUUUAGUGGCGACAAGAUCAUAUUCUACGUUGCAUCCCGCGCCCAUCAUGCUGAUAUCGGUGGUAUUCUACCAGGCAGCAUGCCCCCGCAUUCACGCGAGCUGUUCCAAGAGGGCGCCGCUAUCAAGUCGGAGAAGUUGGUUUCUGAAGGUCAUUUCAACGAGAAACGAAUCACUGAACUGCUUUACGACGAACCUGGACAGUACCCUGGAUGCUCGGGAACGCGCUGCCUCUCCGACAACAUCAACGAUCUCAAAGCGCAAAUCGCGGCCAACCAAAAGGGCAUCAACCUCAUCUCCACCCUCAUGUCCGACUACGGCGAGGAAGUAGUAACCUUCUACAUGCACAACAUCCAAUCCAACGCCGAAGCCUCGGUCCGCAACCUCCUCAAAGACGUGCACAAGCGCUUCGAAGGCCAAGACCUCUCAGCAGUCGAAUACAUGGACGACGGCUCCCCAAUCCGGCUCAAAGUAACAAUCGACCCGGAAAAGGGCGAAGCAAUCUUCGACUUCAGCGGCACAGGCCCAGAAGUCUACGGCAACAUCAACGCCCCCGAAGCGGUGACGUACUCGGCCAUCAUCUACUGCCUCCGCUGCCUCAUCAGCGAAGACAUACCUUUAAACCAAGGCUGCCUGAAACCAAUCCACGUCCUCAUCCCCAAGAAAUCGUUCCUGUCGCCCUCGCACAACGCCGCCGUCGUCGGCGGCAACGUCCUCACCUCCCAGCGCGUCACCGACGUCGUCCUCAAAGCCUUCAAAGCCUGCGCCGCCUCCCAAGGCGACACAAACAACCUCACCUUCGGCUUCGGCGGCUCCUACUCCUCCUCCUCUUCCUCUUCCCCGCGCACAGAAACAAAAGGCUUCGGCUACUACGAAACCAUCGCCGGCGGCUCCGGCGCGGGGCCAUCCUGGCACGGCACCUCGGGCGUCCACACCCACAUGACCAACACGCGCAUCACCGACUCGGAAGUCUUCGAGCGCCGGUACCCCGUGAUCCUGCGCGACUUCUCGCUGCGCGAGGGUUCCGCGGGGAAGGGCAUGCACGACGGCGGGGAAGGCGUGGUCCGCGACAUCGAGUUCCGCAUCCCCGUCCAAGUCAGCAUCUUGAGCGAGCGAAGGGUGUAUCAUCCGUAUGGCAUGAAUGGCGGUGGCGACGCCGCUUGCGGGGUUAAUAUGUGGGCGAGGAAAGUCUCUACUUCUUCUUCCUCUUCUUCUCUGCCUUCUGAGGAGACUCGGAGUUCAGACAAAGGAGAAGAAGAUGAGACUGAAGAAUACCGCUUCAUCAACCUCGGCGCCAAAAAUACGGCAAGCAUGCAGCCCGGCGAACGCAUCAUCAUCUACACGCCCGGCGGCGGCGGGUGGGGUGCCCCGGGCGAAGAGAGCACGGCGUUGGAGAAGAAGAAGGUUGAUCCGAGGGUUGGGUGGAGGAUGGGCAGCGUGGCGGAGAGGAUGGCUACUGCAGAGGCUAGUGCGUAA